Ilex paraguariensis (yerba mate) is the source of this 1104-nucleotide messenger RNA. The record is from the annotation of a GenBank genome assembly. Lineage: Eukaryota; Viridiplantae; Streptophyta; Magnoliopsida; Aquifoliales; Aquifoliaceae.
AUGAGGGAUCCUGUUAUUGUGGCCACAGGGCAGACAUACGAGAGAUCUUACAUACAGAGAUGGAUAGAUUGUGGCAACACAUCAUGCCCAAAUACUCAACAGAAACUCCAAAAUUUCACUCUAACCCCAAAUUACGUCUUGAGAAGUUUAAUUACUCAGUGGUGCACGAAUCACAAUAUUGAGCAACCAACGAUAUUGACAAAUGGGAAGAUAAAGAAGAGUGAUGGGUCAUUCCGUGAUAUUAGUGGGGACAUAGCAGCCAUUGAAGCUCUUGUUCGGAAGCUUUCAAGCUUGUUAAUUGAGGAACGCAGGGCUGCAGUGUCUGAAAUCCGAUCACUAUCUAAGAGAAGCACAGAUAACAGGAUAAUAAUUGGGGAAGCUGGAGCUAUUCCAAUUCUGGUUGACUUAUUGACAUCUGAAGACAUUUUAACAAGAGAAAUUGCUGUCACCUCCAUUCUCAACCUGUCUAUACAUGAGAUUAACAAGGAGCUCAUAAUGCUUGCUGGUGCCAUUCCUUCUAUUGUCCAAGUCCUCAAAGCUGGAAGCGUUGAAGCAAGAGAGAAUGCAGCAGCAACCCUUUUUAGCUUGUCAGUUCCAAAAGAGAACAAAAUUAUAAUCGGUGAAUCAGGAGCAAUACCAGCUUUGGUAGAAUUUCUACAGGAGGGAAGCAUGCGAGGGAAGAAAGAUGCUGCAGCAGCACUGUUUAGUCUGUGUAUUUAUCCGCGGAACAAGGGUAGGGCUGUCAGGGCGGGGAUUAUUAUGGCAUUACUGAAAAUGCUCACAGAUUCAAGCAGGUGCAUGGUGGAUGAAUCUCUGGCACUACUCUCAAUUCUUGCUAACCACCCAGAGGCUAAGGUUGCUAUUGCAAAAGCUAGUUCCAUUCCUUUCUUGAUAGAUCAUAUGAGGAUAGGCCUGCCCCGCAACAAAGAGAAUGCAGCUGCCAUUUUACAUUCCCUGUGCAAGAGAGAUACUGAGAAUAUUGCUUGUAUAAGUAGGCUUGGUGCAGUCAUACCCCUGACUGAGCUUUCCAAGAGUGGCACAGACAGGGCCAGGCGGAAGGCUACUUCAUUGUUAGAGCAUCUCCGAAAGUCACAACAGCUCUAA